GUAUCUCAGUCGACCUUGAGGUGCGGUUUAGGCAAACGCGUUAAAUACGGGUAACGAUAACCUGCUUCCAACUGUAUGCACCCUGCAUAAUACAAUAUCACAUCAGCAUAAGCUAAUCGGAUGCAGCUACCAAAUGAAGAUAUCAUAUGUUACCCCCCCCCAAGGGAAGCUUCUUAAUAAUCCCAACUCUCCAUCAUUAAUUGCGGUAACUCAUUUACCAGAGACAGGUUUAUAUACUUAGAUUUGAACUUUGAGGUCUAGUAAUACUACCGGGCUCUCUACAUUAAAACAACGAGCAGUGUUUGAACCUGCAAUGUCGUGCUAAAUUGUAAUGGUUUUCUGUUACACAUGUACCUACUGGAAACACAUCACUAAUGUACGUAACGGUAAAGCGACUUAGUUGAUCAUAAUUUAUGGAUAGGGACAAUUCAUCAUAAUUCAAUUGCAAGCAAGUUUCACAUGAUCAAAGCUAUCCAGUCAAGUUCGCGAUAUUUUUCAAAUCUUAAACAUUCGGUUAGACAUCAAAGUAAACUGAUGGAUCGGCGGAAUUCGGUUCGGUAUCUAUUCGAACGUUUAGUAGUGGCUUUAGUAAAAGUUCUCACAAAUGGUUUAGUAUGUAAUCAGUAAUAUAUGUUUGCGGAUAUUAAAGCGCAUUACUUUUCAAGUAAAAGUAAAUGAAAUUCUGAUGUAGGUGAUGGUAGAUUCUGACUAGGCAAUCAAGAAAGCUGAUUAUAUAUUCGGUUUGUCAUCUUUAAUUUAAAAUAAUUAUUUUACUUUUUGUGAUAUCCCAAUAAGUAGAAAUUUGUAUUUCUAACGUUUUGUGACUUGAUGUAAUUUACAUCUUGAGAAUAAAUCAAUAAAUAACCAAAAUAAUUAACACAAACCUAAAUAGUACACUCAUUUGUUCUUUUCUUACCAUUUAAACGUGUGUUAAUGUAUUUUGGUUAUUUAUUCAUUUAAUGUAAAUAAGUAAAUCGCAUCAAGUUACAAAAUGUCAGAAACAAAAAUUUAUGCUCAUUGCGAUAUCACAAAAAAUAUAAUUGUCAUUAACUUUCUACCGGAUGCUUAGUUUAUUUGAAACUAUCAAGUCAAACCUUGGUAUUGGUACUUAAAUUGUGUUUUCCUAGUGAACGGUUUUUAUAACUAUUUUAACUAAUAUUUACUUUUCUUCUUGGAUUAGUAUAUUUCAACCACCAUCGCUGGAAUUUAUUUCAUCCUCUUGUCAAUCGAAUCUUCAGAGAGUACCUGACAAACGACAAUUCAACAUGCCUAAAGUCGACCACUCCUAUUAACUAGAAAUUGAAAUGCUUGUUUUUAUUUAGUACUAAGAACUUUUUUUCAGAGUACGCCUGAAUUACUCUUGAAAAAUCUCAAUAACAUUAUGCUUGGCAAAAUCAUUACUCAUGUUCCCAACUUUUUGAAGCGACAGCUGAUUUACCCCCACCAUUCCUUACUAAACUUGUUGAUAGAGAAAGCAAACUUCAGUGGCUUUGAAUGUAAGGGAUCUGACCAUUUUCUUUCAUAUUCCUCAACUGAAAAGUUGGAUUCUGUUAUCACAGCCUCAGACCAGCACCCCAAAAAUGGCAUUGCCCGACUAAGUACUAUUGAAGAUUUAAAAAGCUUUGUGUCACAUCCUAGUACAACAGCUAAUGAUAUUUUGGACAUUGAUAUACGUUUGCUACCUUCGGAAGCAUGUGCGAUAUGUUUAGAAGCUUUACUAAGAAUGCAAAAUCCGUCUUAUGACUUACUAAUUCAUAGUGCUCAAAAUGAUUUAAGAAAUUCUAUUGCAUCUGGUGGUGAUUGGCCAUCACAUUAUAUAAAAUUGGAGCAUAUAACAAAAUGGCAUAAAUUUGAUGAAGGAAGUAUUCUAUUCCAUAACAAUAAUAAUGAUUAUGACUACCCUUGGAUGAAAUCGGAAAAAUUCGAUCUUUUAGUAUUAACAACAGCAGCUUGUGCCAAUAGUUUAUCUAUUGAAUCUUUACUAAGGCUAGCUGGAUAUUUUGCAAAUUUUUGGAAGCAAUAUGAACCAAAUGUUUACGCAUCAGUACUACGUCAUAUUAAUAAUCAGAUAAACAACUUAUCAUGCGUUCAUUUGGCUCAGUUGGCACAUGUAUUAUCUAAACUAAAGUGUAGUCAAACUUAUAAAUUCCCUCAGAAAUUACAUACUGAGAUUAAUUUAUUGGGAUCAGCAAUCGCUAUUCGUUUAUUGUCUGGAAAAGAGAUAUUAUGUUCAGUAGAUCCUACAGUUGCAAUUCGCUUGUUAUACGAUAUGCAUUGGGCGCUUUCAUACAAUCAAAAAGUGAUUCUGUUCGAGAGUAUUUAUAAUAAUCUUACACUGAAUCAUGUGCAAUGGAAUUUGUAUACAGUUGCUUUCCUACUGCUUCAUUCAUGUAAACUAAUGAUCUAUAAACCUUCACUGAUAAAAAGUUGUCUAGCUAAAAUAUCACGUAAACUACGAAUAUCAGCUUAUCAUCCUACUAUAAAUCAAUCCCAGUGGAUUAACGCUAUCCUUGCUGCUUUAGCUAAUUACACUGUUAGUUUUAAUGGUGCAAGUGGAAAUUGUGAAGAAGAAUUACAAUAUUUCAUUAAACCACCUUGUCGUAAUCACAACAACAAUACAAUGUCAAUAUCUAAAACCAUAUGUGUUCCGUACGACGUAUUUACUGCUGAUUGGGUCCGCACAUUAUUCAGUAAUAUAUGUCAGCAUGUCACAAGUCAACAAAUAGUAGAUUAUAAUUCUUUGAAGUGUUUAGCACAGAUUACUUAUUCCUUGUCUUUGUUUGGUUACAAGGCUGAUUCCCUUAUUGAACAUUUUGAUGAAGCAAUAAAAAAACUUAACAAUGAUGCUUCCUCUAACAUAUCGACAUCAUUAACAACUGACUUUUGUCAACUACAAUUAUAUAUAAAUAUGGCUAAAUGUCUACUUACCCCACUUUCUAAAAAUAGUAGUGAAACUGAAAAACUAUCGAUUUCUUCAUUACCUAGUGACUAUUGGAGAUUUUAUUAUCAUUGUGGUCUUGGACUUUUACAAAGCAAUAAAAUAAACGAUCCAGUGAUUUCUAAAAAAUUGGUGAAUAAAAGAAAAGUCGUGGAUAGAAUACACUAUGCGUUCCUUAAAAAUAAUAAACUGUUCACAGAAUUAAGUAUGAAUGCAUUUCAGUGUAUACUGUAUCCUAAUAGUGAUAACAGUAAUGUAUACCUUGCAGAUAUUCUCUUUAAACAAGCAUGCGAACAACACGAAGGCAAAUAUAAUUACGUUAUUUGUAUUGUACAUGAAAAUCGUGAUGAGGUCGCCAAAGGUCCGUUACUUUCACUGUUAAACUUUUAUCGUGAAACACAAUCUUUACCUGUUCUUACGUUUAAUUUUUGUACUUGGCAUAAUUUGCCUUAUAGUAAAGACAAAGAAAUUAUGGUACAAAGUUUUCUACGUGAAGUAUCUGACAAAUUGAAUGAAAUGAAUAAUUUACAUCUACCGGAAAUUCAUACAACGGAUCUUGUUCUUUGUUCAACUGAAUUAUUAGGCUUUAAAUAGUAUGUUAAUACAGGUUUUAUUUGUACACUUUUUAGACAGAUGUGUCUAUAAACAAUUAAGUUUUGUAUGACUAAUAUACCAUAAGAAAGUGCUUUUUUUUCUUUCGAUUUUCAACGGAUCUAUUAAAUUCUGAAUGUUUUCGUAUUGGGCAAGAAAAAAAACAGUAACUUGAGCGGUGUAUUUGUAUUUUACAGUUAACGAUGAGUAGAUUUUAAUAACCUUACUGAUCCUGGAUAUUGUGUCAGUUUUUGAUAUGGAGAUUUCUCAUCUUACUUUCUAUUUUAAAUUGUUUGUAACAACAUACGGUAUUAUAAAAUACAUAUUUCCUUGAUAAAUCUAUUGUUUUCUGUUUUAUUCGCUACUUCAAUAUAUUUCAUUUAGUAUGUUAAAGUUUUGUGAAAAUAAUUAAUCUGUUUUUUCUACUUCUUCGACCCAUUAUCAAGGUGAUUCUGUACAUGAAUUUAAAUUUUGUGUUAAGUAGAAUUAUUUACUAACUGUUAAUCUAUUAAGGAUUCCUAUUUAAAACUAGCAUCUUCUUGAAUGUGUUUGUUUUUCUUCAGGGUCUACUAAAAAGCAACCCUUUUAAACUUGAAAUUUUUGUUAAAAUUAAUUAAUAUGCUGAUAUUUAGGGUUUAACUUUUAAUAAAGUUUAUUUUCUUGUAGAUCUUAAUAAAUAACUGUUAUAUCUUGUGACC
This is a messenger RNA of Schistosoma rodhaini, 4227 nucleotides long. Lineage: Eukaryota; Metazoa; Platyhelminthes; Trematoda; Strigeidida; Schistosomatidae. The record is from the annotation of a GenBank genome assembly.